UUAAGCAUUCCCCUGGGCAAAACAGUCCACGUAGCUCCCUAGUCAUGGCCGGGAAGGAGGAAGCGAAGGAGCGAGACGCGCUCGCUGAGUCUCUGAACGAUCUCUUCACCAGCGUCUCCACCAUGGUCAAAGGUCAACUUCAGGGGACAAAUAAUCUACUGGAACUUUUGGAGAAGAUGAAUCUGAGAGUGGCAGAGGAGUAUAAAGGCUUUGGUGAUGUGGCUUCAGGAUUAAGGGUUUUUGUGGAGCAGUUGAAGGCAAAAAGUGGUAACUUUGACGAGUAUGUUCAGCAGAUUGAUGCGAUAGAACAGCAAGUGACAGAAUUUGAAGCUGUGAUUUCCAUGCUUGAUAAAUAUGUUUCUUUACUGGAAUCAAAACUGCAAUCUGUGUACCAAACUCCACCUCAAUGAAUAUAGCUUUUAAUUCACCCAUUUGUAGCCAAAGUUCCAUUUGCUGUAUCUUUGUCUUGUUUAAGAGAUUCUGAACUGCCAUUAAGGACACAAGGGAGGUUUAUGGUACUGGCCAAGGCUGCAAAAUCCCAUCAUUUUUUUUGGGUGAUCUAAGAAUAAAAAGUCCAUUUGCCACGAUUUAUUUA
This is a messenger RNA of Vitis riparia (riverbank grape), 595 nucleotides long. RefSeq names its product biogenesis of lysosome-related organelles complex 1 subunit 2. Lineage: Eukaryota; Viridiplantae; Streptophyta; Magnoliopsida; Vitales; Vitaceae. The record is from RefSeq and is a predicted model, not a curated record. The transcript has 2 exons. Bases 45 to 410 code for a protein of 121 amino acids.